UCGAAUGUUUUUUGAGAAACAAGGCUUUCGAUCGUUUCCUUUUCGCCUGGAGAGCUUCAGUCCACAUUGAGGAUUUUAGAAGUCGCCAUAUGCUGCGCCAUUCUUCGAUCAAAGAGGCGAUCAAAGCACUGGCUCUAAUCGUUUCCAUGCCCUAAAUAUUCCCAGUUCUUAGGGUUUAUCGAGGCGAUGGGAUCGCCCGCCUUGUUCCUGCUGCUCGUCAUCGCGGCGAUCGGAGCUUGCGAUGGCUAUUUUUUAGGAGAAUACGUGCCGCUGGCGCGCAGGGGACAGUACCACAACAUGCGAACGCCCUGGCACGAUUACUUGGGGCGCCAUUGCCCUCGAUUUGGGAUCAACAGAGAGGUUGUUGUCCCAAUUCCAAAGCCUGUUGGCUACAGCGGCGCCGACCCCUACAAAAUAUCUUUGCAAUUUGGACACGAGAGGAUUACCACCCCAUGGCUGUUUAUCGUGGGCCGACAGUCCAGCAAAAUGCCUAUGAUUGACGUGACUCUGAGAUACACAGGUGGCGAUUUGGAAGGCGUUUCUGCCAAAGUCGUCGAGAUGCCUGAGGAUUAUGUCGCCGAGCACGAAGGGACGUUCAAAGAGUUUUGGGAUCCUUCGCAGUGGCCAAAACACGUACUAGUUCGAUAUAAUUGGGAAGAGAAGUCAGAGAUUGACGUUGCAACAGGUUUCUACAUAUUGUUUGGAUCUGCUUUUCUAUUAACCUUGGUUAUGUCCAUUUAUAUUCUGCAAUCGUCCAAGGAUAAGCUAUCCAGGUUUGUCAGAGAAAACGUGAUUGACACGGGUAUAACAAUGGAAGAACUCCAAAAAGCGGAAUGAAAAAAUUAUACAGGCCUCGAUUUUUUUC
Messenger RNA from Selaginella moellendorffii, 865 nucleotides. RefSeq lists its product as uncharacterized. Lineage: Eukaryota; Viridiplantae; Streptophyta; Lycopodiopsida; Selaginellales; Selaginellaceae. The record is from RefSeq and is a predicted model, not a curated record. The transcript has 9 exons. Bases 187 to 837 code for a protein of 216 amino acids.